GGAGUGAAGAAAAGAGACCAUAAUAAUUAAAACAAAAAAUAUAUAUAUCAUAAAUUAUAACAUUCACAGCAAGAAACAAAACAAAACAUGGAGAUGAAGCAGAAACGAAGUUUAUAAGCAAUAAAUAAGCUUUUAAAUCAAUUUAAUAUAUAAUUUUUGAAAUAUUGCUAAAAAUCGUACAACACAAAACCCAUUUGCACAAUAAAAUAUUUAAAACUUAAGCAAAAUAGUAACAGCAGCGCUGAAUUUGUGAAAUUAUUACAAUUACUUACAAGUAAUGUGAAUUAACUACUAUGCCAAUUUUUUGUAAAACUGAGUAUUCACCAACACAAGCGUCAAUAAAAAAAAUACAUACAAAUAUAGUCGACCCGUCACCUCUACCACUUCACGUCCCACUGUCGAUCCAACUAAAUUGAGCCUAUCCACCACCCCGUUGCCGCUUACCAUGUCCACAUACACCCCUUUCUCGAAGCGUUCGCACCAGGAUGAUCAUGAUGAACCGCAAUUGUCCUUUGUCUCACUGAAUCUCGAUCAUGAUCUUGAGAGCGGUGAAGAGGAGCCGAAGAACGAUGAACACGAACAAGAACAUGACCAUGACAGUUUCGAUGCUGAGGAUGAAGAGGAGGAUGACAAGAAGCGUACACUGCCCGUUUACGACAACAGCAAUAACAGUUUGCAUGCACACAACAACAAAGAAUUGGUAGAAGAGCACGCCGUACAAGCUGCACACCAGGAUGCCCAACAAGAAGCUGUCGAAGAGGAGGAUGAUGAUGCCACCAACGAUGAGAACAUUUCGGCAUCGUCGCAUGAGGAAAGCGUCGAUGAUGUGGACACGAAGAGCAAUACUGUAGGCGAAGAUCAAUUGAAGACCCUUCCUGUGCCGGCUAUUGCUUCGCCCGCCGAAGUGCCUACCGUUGAAGUGCGUCUCAAGCAAAUCUCGCAAGAAAUCGAAAAAAUGGCUGCCGCCAAUAAUGACAAUCAACGUCAUAAUAAUGCGGCAACAGGUGUAUUGCAUCAUGACAACAACGAUGUCGAUCGACAAUCGUUCCUCUCGCUCACCGAUCUUAUACGCACACUACGUCCGAACAAUAAACAAAUCAUACCACAAAUCGAUUCGGAUUACUCAAAUGCCAUGCGAGUGCUGGGCGAAACAUCUGAGGUGGUCAAUAAUGAGGACACACACAAGUUCUACGACAAAGAUAUGCAUUAAGGAGAAAGUGUGAGAAAGGGAUGGAGAGAGCAAGAUGGAGGGACAGAGAGAAAAGAAAAUAAAGAGAAAUGAGGAAGCAAAGAGUGAGAUGUAGAGGAAUUAUCGAGCGAUAAAGCAAAGAAGGGCACGACCAAAGUAGGUCGUGAGCGAGGAAAGGCGUGAGCAGUAGCAGAGCGAAAACGGAAAUCUUUUAAUACUACUUUUAACUACAACUAAUUAUAUGUAGAUCUUACGAUCUACAUGUAUGCGGUAAAAACUUGAAUGAAUAUUAUAUUUCAUUGGAAAGAAAUUAAGGAAAAAAAAUUAUAAGCUUUAAUCUCUAUCUAAGUAACUGUUAAUCUUUAAAAGAACAUUUUAAAGUAACUAUUAAUCUUAAAAAGGAAAAAAACCCAUCCUAACUAAAAUUACAUAGAAAUUUUGUGUGCGCAAUAAAUAAAAAAUUUAUGUAGUAUUUUUAUGUUUCAUGAAAAUAUUUUUUAUAAUCAGCCUGUAAAGUAUUUAAACAUUGUACGCCUCGGCAGGCUGGCAGAAUUGCCUGUAUAGCUGACUGCCUCAGAGUAGUAGUACGCGAGUAACAAAUUCGUUGAGAUAGUUUCGCGCACUCUUUCACUCACGUAGUAUAUUUGCCGAGAUGUGCGAGUACUUUCGUGGCGUUUGUAGUACUAUUAAUAAUGAAAAAUUUAAUUAUAAUUUAGUAUGCGCUUGCGAAGACAAUUACUUAGUACGAGUACUGAACUUUGGGAAAAUCUAUUUUAAAUUAUAAUACAUUACACAUAUACAUACACAUAUCGUAUUUUUUCAUUAAUAAAUACUAAAAAAAACCAACAAUUUAGUUUGAGUAUUUACGAAAUAUCUUGUAUGUAAUAUGUACUAUACAAUUUAAAUAGUUGCACUAUAGAAAGUAUGUAUGUACCACAAUCGAUUGCUAUCAGCUAAAAUUAAGUUAAUAAUGUCAUGUAUGUGUACUAUUUGGAAAAUGCACAAUCACACCAAAUGCAUCAAUAAAAAUAUACAGAAAACUAUAAAA
This is a messenger RNA of Rhagoletis pomonella (apple maggot), 2237 nucleotides long. Its product is annotated as probable beta-tubulin polyglutamylase. The transcript has 2 exons. The coding region runs from base 446 to 1210 and encodes 254 amino acids. The record is from RefSeq and is a predicted model, not a curated record. Lineage: Eukaryota; Metazoa; Arthropoda; Insecta; Diptera; Tephritidae.